This is a messenger RNA of Botrytis porri, 576 nucleotides long. RefSeq lists its product as uncharacterized. Bases 1 to 576 code for a protein of 191 amino acids. The transcript has 2 exons. NCBI's taxonomy places the organism in Eukaryota, Fungi, Ascomycota, Leotiomycetes, Helotiales, Sclerotiniaceae. The record is from RefSeq and is a predicted model, not a curated record.
AUGCAUAUCGCAAGCAUCAUGAAGCUCUCCCUCCUCACUUUCGCUACUCUAAGCUUUGCUGUACCAACUCCGGUAACUACUCCAAUGGGCGCAGCGGUUGAGUACGCUCGUGCUGCUCAAGAUGUUCCAGUUAAUCUUGUUGAGCUUAGCAACAAGCGUGAUGGUCCUAUUGACUUGAUUCAGCUUCCUGAGAAGCGCGAUGGUCCCAUUGAUUUGAUUCAACUUCCAAAGCGCGACAGCCCAGUUAACCUUGUUCAACUCCCCAAGAAGCGUCAAGACUCUCCAAUCAACCUUGUCGAACUGAGUAACCGCGAAACCACCAAGUACAGAUCCGUCCGCUCUUGCAACCCCCAAGAUGCUCCCAUCAAUCUUAUCCAACUUACUGAGAAGCGUCAAGAUUCCCCCGUCAACUUUGUUGAACUCAGCAACCGUGCUGAAACUGAGCUCUUAGCAGCACGUCAAAAUGACUGCGGUUCUUCACCUUACCAAAAUCAAGAAUGCAACGCUGGUACAGGCUUGAGCAUUCCAGCAUUUGCUGUAAUCGCUAUGGCUUUAUGCGCCAUUAUGAUCGUUUGA